Messenger RNA from Paracoccidioides lutzii Pb01, 636 nucleotides. RefSeq lists its product as hypothetical. The coding region runs from base 1 to 636 and encodes 211 amino acids. The record is from RefSeq and is a predicted model, not a curated record. Gene Ontology annotation, molecular function: mRNA binding. The transcript has 3 exons. Gene Ontology annotation, biological process: positive regulation of DNA-templated transcription, elongation; mRNA export from nucleus. Gene Ontology annotation, cellular component: THO complex part of transcription export complex.
AUGCCUGUCGACGACAUCGUCAUUAAUCCCUCCCUACUACCAGUCUUUCAGACAAGCGCAGAAACCCUAUCGCAAUGCGAAAAUCUGCUCGCCAUGAUUGACCCUAGAAGCCUUGACUCUCCACCAUCGCAAGACUUUAUCUUAUCGGUAUCAAAACAGCAAAAGCUGGUCUUUUCUCUUUUAUCACAACUGCGAGGACUGAAUCGUGACGCCAUUCUCAACGUCAGGGCCACAAAACAGAAGACUGCGGAGGCGCGACAGGAGAUCGAUAGGCUUCACCUACACCUGCAGAAUCUAUACUAUGAACAGAGGCAUUUGAAUGGAGAGAUUGCGGCGUGUGAAUCUUAUGAUCACAAGUAUCUCUCUCUUCCCCUGAUAUCCGUCGAGGAAUUUGUAGCCAUUCAUCCCGAAUUGUCCGAAGCCGACCCUAACGAGCUCAUGAUUGCGCGCAUAAACCACGAGCACGCGGAACGAGAGAAAUUAGAGCAGGCCAGACAAGAGCUUCUGAAGCGGAAACAAGCCUUGAUCGCGGAAAACAAGAAACGAAAAGAUGACUUGGCCAAUUUAGAUCAAGAUCUGGAGAGGUUUAUCGAUGCUGCGAAACCAAUCCAGAAGAUUUUUGAGAAGGAAUAUUGA